This is a messenger RNA of Tupaia belangeri chinensis (Chinese tree shrew), 3490 nucleotides long. RefSeq names its product zinc finger protein 883. The transcript is spliced from 5 exons. Bases 226 to 2451 code for a protein of 741 amino acids. Gene Ontology annotation, biological process: negative regulation of transcription by RNA polymerase II; regulation of cytokine production; regulation of immune system process. NCBI's taxonomy places the organism in Eukaryota, Metazoa, Chordata, Mammalia, Scandentia, Tupaiidae. Gene Ontology annotation, cellular component: nucleoplasm. Gene Ontology annotation, molecular function: DNA-binding transcription repressor activity, RNA polymerase II-specific; RNA polymerase II cis-regulatory region sequence-specific DNA binding. The record is from RefSeq and is a predicted model, not a curated record.
CAGCUCAGAUCCAGAAUGGAUCUUCCUAGUUCCUUCAGCGCGUAUGCGGCUACACCCACUACCGCCAUCUUACCCCGGAAAUUCUGGACCCUGCGCUGUCCCGACGCUGCCCAGCAGGCCCUGGCUAUGGAUUCUGUGUCCCUGGAGUUGAUGUGUAGAAUUUAGGGCAGGAGAAUCUAGGACUACGCUACACCAACCUCUCAUGAGUCCACUUCAUCACCACCUAUGCCAGCUAUGCUUCCAGAUUUCUCUCUGCAUUUCCAAGAGCAGCUAAAAAUGAAUAAAUCUCUGGGUUUGGUCUCAUUUGAGGAUGUGGCUGUGGACUUCACUUGGGAGGAGUGGCAGAACCUGGAUGAUGCUCAGAGGACCUUGUACAGGGAUGUGAUGCUAGAGACCUAUGGCAUCCUAGUGUCCUUGGGGCACAGCAUUAUCAAACCUGAGGUAAUCUUUAAGUUGGAACAAGGAGCAGAACCAUGGAUAGUAGACCUCCCAAACCAGAGCCUCCCAUGUCAGUUAGCGCACACUGGUGAGGAAGGCUGGCAUGAGGAGAGCUCAGCAGAUAUUGGCCGUGUUGAGCUGUUUUCACCAUUUGUAUUCCCGGGUCUCAAAUCUGAGGACAGCUGGUCUCAUUCGUCAGAUGUCCAGAAGUGGGAGGACCUGAUUGAGACCAGCCAGGAAAUUUAUGGUAGACAUUUGUGGCAAGUUGUAAUCAUCAACAACACAUCUACUAAGGAGAGAGUUGAAUUAGAAAAAACAUUUGAUUUAAGCUCAAACCCUGUUUCAAAACUGAUUAUAAAUAAUGGGAAUUAUUCAGAAAUGUGGCCUGAUGAGUUUAAUGUAUGUCAGAACAUGCUUCUCCCUAGUGAGCCUAGUGAGGUCCAUCCGGGGGUGGAGCCUAAUGCCUGUGGUAUAACUGGGACACCCCUCCACUGUUAUGAGCAUCUUCAACAGCAUCAUGAGUUUCAGACUGGGCAGCAGCCUUUUGAAUACAGUGGACAAGGGAAAGUCUUCAGUAUGGAGGCGAUAUUGUUGACGCAUCAGAUGGUUCAUAUGGGAGAGAGCUCCUGUAGAUAUAAUGAGUAUGGGGAAGACUGUGAAAAGUCAGCCCUUAUUGCCCAAGAGAUAACUCAGAUAGGGAACAAAUCUUUUGAAUGCAAUGUGUGUGGAAAAAUGUUCUAUAAAAAAUCUAAACUCACUCAACAUCAAAAAAUACACACAGGAGAGAAACCCUAUAAAUGCAGUGAAUGUGAAAAAUCCUUUAUUGAGAAAUCAUACCUUAGAAAACAUCAGAGAACGCACACAGGGGAGAAACCUUAUGCAUGUAAUGAAUGUGAGAAAUCCUUUACUCAUAAAUCAGACCUAACUGUUCAUCAGAGAAUCCACACAGGGGUAAAACCCUAUGAAUGUUAUCUGUGUGAGAAAUCUUUUAUUCAGAAAUCGUAUCUUAAAAAACAUCAGAGAACACACACAGGGGAGAAGCCCUAUGCAUGUAAUGAAUGUGAGAAAUCCUUUACCCAUAAGUCAGACCUUACUGUUCAUCAGAGAAUCCACACAGGACACAAGCCCUAUAAAUGUAGCGAAUGUGAGAAAUCCUUCAUUGAGAAAUCAUACCUUACAAAACAUCAGAGAACACAUACCGGGGAGAAGCCCUAUGCAUGCAAUGAAUGUGAGAAAUCCUUCAGCCAUAAGUCAGACCUAACUGUUCAUCAGAGAAUUCACACAGGAGAAAAACCCUAUGAAUGUUACCAAUGUGGAAAAACCUUUUGCCACAAGUCAAAUCUCACCAGGCAUCAGGGAACUCACCCAGGAGAGAAACCUUAUGAAUGUCACAAAUGUGGGAAAAUUUACUUUCAGAAGUCAGUCCUUAUUGUACAUGAGAGAACUCACACUGGAGAGAAACCCUUCAAAUGUAAAGAAUGUAGGAAAUCUUUCUACCAUAAAUCAGAUCUCACUGUACAUCAGAGAAGUCACACAGGAGAGAAACCAUAUGAAUGUAAAGAAUGUAGAAAAAUUUACUACAGAAAGUCACUUCUCAUUGUACACCAGAGAACUCACACAGGAGAGAAACCCUAUGAGUGUAACAAAUGUAGGAAAGCUUUCUACCGUAACUCAGAUCUUACUGUACAUCAGAAAACUCACACAGGGGAGAAACCCUAUGAAUGUAAUGAAUGUGGAAAAACUUUCGUCCAGAAGUCUUACCUCAGCAGGCAUCAGAAAACUCACACAGGGGAGAAACCCUAUGGAUGUAGUGAAUGUGGAAAAACCUUUUGUCAUAAAUCAAACCUCAGCAAACAUCAGCGAACUCACAUGGGGGAGAAAUCCUGUAUGACAGAGACUGGUUAUGUGUUCUCUAAAAACCAUUCUCUUUUCUCUGGGACACAAAACCUAAAUUUUUCUGCUUUUCAUUAUUGUGGGUGGGACCAUAUAACUGAGCUUUGCCAAGGAGAAUAAGGACACAAGUGAUGAUAGUUAUUUCUGAGCCUGGCAGCAAAAACAAACCAACCCAUGUGGCCCUCUCAUUUCUUAUCCCUUUGGGAUUAGCAUACAGAUGUCCUCCAUGUUGACCUUGGGGACCACAGGUGGGAGGUAAUCAUGAUUUAGAAGGAAUUAAUUGGAGAGACAAGAUCUUCUCACUUCCAUCCCUAAAGUCUCUAUCUGUGCUUUCUGUAAGAAAUACUCCAUUGUGUGAUCUGUUUGCAUGACAACCCAGUCAUCCCACUAUAGCUAUUUUACUUUAUGGAUAUGAUAGAUCUUUCUGAGAGAUAGCCAAUCCUUGUGUAUCAUAAGAUUUACACAGAAGAGAAACCUGUGUCAUCCCCUUCUACCCCCAAGUCAGGUGAUGGAAAACUCAAAUUGUGGAGAAACAAAGAACUCAAUAAAUUUGAUAAUACCAUUGACAGGCAGUCACAUCAGAGUAAAGUAAAUAUUUAUAAAUAUCUUAAUGUGUUAAAAUUUUUAACAAAACUUCAAACUUUUUAUACAACAGAAUUUGUAAUAAAGAGAAAUUAUCAGUUUAGGUAAUAUAGACAAAAAAUUUUAAAUGGAAUUGUUAAAUAUGUUGUUGAGAAUAUAAAACAUGUAGUUGAUGACAUAGAUAGUAUAUCUCUAGUGUUGGUGAUGUUGCCUUCCAGGGAACAUUUGGCAAUUGCUGGAGUCAUUUUUGGUUUUCAUAAUGAGGGACUGAGAUGUUGAUGGCAUGCACUGGGUAGGGCAUGGAGAAGAUGCUCAAUGGUACAGCACAAACAGUACCCCCACAGUUUUGUAGGGUAUAUGCAGAUGACCAUUUUAUGUUAACAUAAACUUUACUUAAACCUAGUGCAACUGAUUAGGGAAUAUGUACCUUUAGCUUAAUAAAUAUUGUGAUUUGUUAGGAUUUUCCACAUUAAAUGCUACCCUUGCCCCAUAGCUUGUUAAAUAUGGUAUGUAAGACAUUCCACUAUGUGUUUUUUUCCUACUCACUUGGUAUUUGUAAAUUUUUGUGAUCACUGUC